This is a messenger RNA of Bactrocera tryoni, 2311 nucleotides long. RefSeq lists its product as uncharacterized. Lineage: Eukaryota; Metazoa; Arthropoda; Insecta; Diptera; Tephritidae. The record is from RefSeq and is a predicted model, not a curated record. The coding region runs from base 464 to 1699 and encodes 411 amino acids. The transcript has 2 exons.
GCCUCCACGCGGUGCAUUCUGGGUAACGCUAAAUGACCUGCGGCCUUCACGGCCAGUUAGACUACUACAGAUAUUUGACCCUGCAAUGACAUGGACUUUGAACAAAAUGACUGUUAUUGGAUUUGGUUGAUUCCUGGGCUGGUGGCCGAGGUAUUCCGUCACCUCAGUAUGUAGGGGUGACACCCUGCAGAAAUGGCUGGCGGGCUAAUGCUGAGGCUGCCUCCGUCCCGUUAAAACCCUGGCAGGCCUCAGAGUACGUUCCUCUCCCGUCAUCAUUAAGUUGGUGUGGUAGGUGCAGGUUGAGACGACUCCCUCUUUACGCUGGUCGGCUCUGAACGCAUAGCUUCAUAAAGGCGUGCGUCAACCCUCGCCUUGGCCUCGUAAUUGAGAUAACCUUGGGACUAUUAAAAGCGACUACUUAUCCGGGAGAAGGAUAGCGGCUCUGAGUGGGGACCCAUGAAACAUGAAUACUAAAAACUCAAAACAAAUAAACGAAGGAAAAGGUAGGUGGGGACCGGCCUAUUCCGAAUUGGAUAAUGUAUCAGGAUGGCUGUCAUUACCUAUGCGGACGGAACCGGUCUACGCAAGAGCUAAUGCAAAUAUUUCCACAGAAACGUGGCUUCUUCCCGCAAGAGGCGGUAAUUCAGUGGAAGGAAACUGGAGUUUGCCCACAAGUAAUGCAAGUAAGUUUGCCGUGCGAGACGAAAUGGCCAGCAGUAGCGGAGGAACCUCUGCUCCAAUUAGUAGUGGCUCGAGAACAUCAGCAAGCGCUAAGGGCCGCGGUAAGAAACACGUGUCAGAACGUAGAAAACUGAAAUCGGAUCGUCGCAUGGCAACCAAGAUUUUACAGCGCUAUGGUGGCAAAAACAUUAAGCAAGAAUCUGAGCAGCAUGCUAGCACUCUCGAGUGGGCUAAACGGGUGCUGAGCGGUAGAGAAAUCAAGCGAGCAAGAUCGAGAGAGGCCCAAUCUGCGCGUAAACGGCAUAGGUCGCAAGAGGAGGAAGCCUCCUUCAGCAAAAACGCACGGACAGGACCGGCACCUACGUUUAACGAAAACGCUAAACUCUUCGGUCCAAUAGAACUUGGUGUCUUUGACCGCAGCAGAGAAGAUGGAGCUAUUUCUCGAGAGGAGUGGAAGCGAGUAGCGGCGGCUAUAUCCGCGGUUUUUAUGAAAGUGGUCAGGAGAAAUCCUGGACCACCUCCAACGUGUGAAAGUGCCGGUUGGCAUUAUGGACUGCAUAAGCUAAUCAGAUGUGCCGACGAACGGUCGGCAUUCAUUUAUAAGGAAGCAGUAGCCAGAGUAGGCGAAAUUUGGCAGGGAGCAAGACUCGCGGCGGUUCCUAAAGAGGAUCUUCCACUCCGCCCACGAGCUCGCGUCUGGCUCCCAGCUGAACCUUCUAGUUCUGAAGAAAUUGAGGAGAUUUUGCGUUAUUGCAAUCCUUCACUACCCACUCACGACUGGAGGGUCAUCAGGUUAGAUUAUACUCAGAAACCGUAUCGGCAAGUGCUGUUACUCCUAAACAAGGAGUCGCUCGGUGCUCUUAAUCGCACAAAAGGAGUCGUUAGCUAUGGUUUCGAAAAAGUUGUUCUUGAAAUUUUACCGUGGGACGACAGGGAGGAUGACCCGCAAACUUCAGGUGCUGGAUUCGUCCUUGGUGCGAAUCUCUCACUUCUGGAGGAUGAAAAUCCUUCAGGUUAACCCUAUGCACACAAAGGACGAAUGCUUGCUUCGUCUAGAAAGAGACGAAGCCAACGUUGUCCUAAUUAAGGACAAGUAACCAUAGGUCGCUGGCGCCCAAAAAUAUAAAUAUAAUUAGAACUUGAUUUCGGGUCAGAAUUGAACCGAAAAUCGACACCACUAGCCUACAUUCCGCAUGACGACGACGUAGAAGCAUCUCCGGUUUUGCAAUUUCGGAUGCGAACUUGAGCUGCUUGGUCUGAGACCUGAGCAGAGACAUGCUAGAGAGAAAGCUGGUGAAAGGAAAUGUUAAAAUUUGCAUGAACAGUUAAACAAAUUGUAAUCCAAAUUGAAAGCGGGCUUCACAAGACCAAUCAGCAAUAUAUGGUGGAGAGCGGAAGUAUUUCAACAGCCUGUUUUUUUUUAUUACAUAUAUAAUGCUUCCUAAAGGAAUUGAUAGAAAUUUUGGCGGUGGUGAUGGAGACUUUAACUACUGAAACUACUGAAGUAAUCGAAAAAAUACUACUUCCGCUUAAUCAAUUGAUUAAGUUUGAAAUGCCGAAGUAAACGCCACCCACCGGAGUUUGAGUUGAGUUGAGUAAUUCAGGUCUCUUGGUCGUCGAAAUGAUAAGA